Molecule: messenger RNA, 915 nt
Organism: Trichoderma aggressivum f. europaeum
Lineage: Eukaryota; Fungi; Ascomycota; Sordariomycetes; Hypocreales; Hypocreaceae
Exons: 1
Coding region: 1-915 (304 amino acids)
Molecular function (GO): copper ion binding
Source: RefSeq, a predicted model, not a curated record
AUGCCCACCCCAAUAGAUCUCGGUCAACCGACCAAGCUCAACUGCGAAGUCGCAGUCUUCAGUGGCGCCUCCGGUCUCGAGGCUCAGGCCAUGGGCGCCAAACGCAUCGAGCUCAACGCUCCAGGCUCGUACGAUGAGGGAGGCCUCACGCCCCCGGUCAAGGAGCUGACCUCGAUUGCCUCGCAGCUUGAAAUUGCCGUCCGCAUCAUGAUUCGCCCUCGCGGCCCGCCUCGCGUUCCCGUCCUGCAAGGGGGACAAGAUCAAGACCAAGAGAAGAAGAAAGAAGGAGAGGAAGACCAGGACCACCUGCUCCAAGACUUCAUCUACACCGACGACGAGAUUGCUCUCAUGCUGCAAGCCAUCCACAACUUCAAAGCCACUAGGGUCCUCAACCCCAUCCGCGGCGACGGUUUCGUCUUCGGCAUCCUCAGGCGCCAGACCAAAGCCUCCACCCUCGCAAAGUACCCAGACCUCAAGUACACCGUCGACGAGGAGCGCUGCAAACUCCUCAUCGACGCCGCCCGCCCCUUCCCCUGCGUCUUCCACCGCGCCUUCGACCCCAUCGCCGCCAGCGAGCGCUGGGCAAAGGGCAUCGACAUCCUCGUCCGCUGCGGCUUCGACGGCGUCCUGACCUCGGGAGGCCUCGGUAACUGCCACGAGAACCUCGAGAAGCUCGACGCAAUCUGCCACCGCGCUGCCCCCGGCAGCCUACAGGUCAUCGCCGGUGGUGGUGUCCGUCGCGGCAACGUCCGCGACUCUGUUGCCCGGCUGUCUGUCCACGGCACUAAGAGUGUCUGGAUGCACACUGCCUCGCUGGCUAACAAGGUCGACAAGGACGGCCGCCGCGUGGAGGAGUUGAAUGGACGUGAACUGUCGCAAAUCAUUUCUGUGAUGAACGCCACAAGGCCCGACUAG